GUAUAACGCACGUUUUCAAACUGAACAACCCGGCAAGUAACCUUGAAACAACGUAAAUAACAUUGCUCCUUUACUAGUAGAAAUUUGUUCAAUACUUAUUAAAAAUGACGCUCGAUAAUUCGUGGCACGUGAUCAAAACUGCCGCUGCAGAGAAUAAACACGAAUUAGUGUUGUCAGGUUCGGCAAUUUCUGAAUUGAUUCAAAAAAGAGGGUUUGACAACUCUUUGUUUAACCUACAGCACUUAAAUUAUUUGAAUAUCACGCUGACAUGUUUACAAGAAAUGCCAGAGGAAAUAGGAAAGUUACAAAAUCUGACAACUCUAGUAUUGCAUUCGAACGAGAUAUCAAAGAUACCUGAUACAAUCAAGAAAUUAGGAAAAUUAAAAGUUCUCGAUUGCUCUGGGAACAAAUUGACGUCUUUGCCGAAUGAAAUCGGUAAACUUCCGCAAUUAACAACUAUGAACUUCAGUUCGAAUCUUCUGAGAUCCUUACCUACGCAAAUUGGAAAUAUUAAGUUAACUAUAUUGAACCUUUCGAACAAUCAGUUUGAAGCCUUUCCUGAUGUAUGCUAUCCAGAAUUGAUUCAUCUCACUGAAAUCUAUGUUAAUGGAAAUCAAAUAAAAGAAAUUCCUGCAGCUAUAAAUCAACUUGUAUCCUUAAAAAUAAUAAAUGUUGCAGACAAUUUGAUAUCAGUCAUUCCGGGUGAAAUAGCUGACUGUAACAAGUUAAAAGAACUUUAUUUAAAAGGAAAUACAUUGACGGACAAAAGAUUAUCAAAGUUAGUUGACCAGUGCCAUAAUAAGCAAAUAAUAGAAUAUGUUAAGUUACAUUGCCUUAGACAAGAUGGUUCUGUUGCUUUGAAUGCCAAAUCAAAGAAAGGGAAGAAAGUACAAAAAUUAUCAGAAACUGAAAAUAAUGCUAACAUAAUGGAAAUUUUAACACAUAAAUUGAAAGUAUUAAAAGUAACAAAUGAUACACCAUUAAUUAAGAUUACAAAAUAUGUGAAAAAUAUUAGACCCUAUAUCGCAGCUUGUAUUGUUAGAAAUAUAAGCUUCACAGAGGAUACUUUCAAGAAAUUUAUCCAACUUCAAACUAAAUUACAUGAUGGUAUAUGUGAAAGAAGAAACGCAGCUACUAUUGCUACACAUGAUUUAAAAUUAAUUAUCCCUGGAGACUUAACGUACACAGCAAAACCACCAAAUGAAUUAGAAAUCAAGCCACUAAUGCGUAAUAAGAUUUACACUGGUUCUGCAUUGUUUCAACAGUUACAAACUGAAGCUGAUAAUUUACGAAAAGAAAAGAAACGCAAUGUAUAUUCUGGCAUUCACAAGUAUCUUUAUUUAUUAGAAGGUAAACCUAUGUUUCCCUGUUUAUUAAAUGCCUCAGAACAAGUUAUAUCGUUCCCACCAAUAACAAAUAGCGAUAUUACAAAAAUGUCAAUAAAUACUCAAGCAAUGUUAAUAGAAGUAACCAGUGCUUUAUCAUAUCAGAUUUGCAGAAAUGUAUUAGAUCAGUUUUUAAAGGAACUAAUCACCCUUGGCUUGGGAUGUCUCUCAGAACAAGAGAAUGCUUCAAACUAUAAUAAAUUAUUCAUAGAGCAAGUAAAAGUGGUAGAUAUGGAAGGUAAUAUGAAACUGCUAUAUCCUUCAAGAGCAGAUCUCAAUUUUGCAGAAAAUUUCAUAACUGUAUUGCGUGAAUAAUAAAUAACUGUAAGCAAUUUAA
This is a messenger RNA of Bombus terrestris (buff-tailed bumblebee), 1722 nucleotides long. Its product is annotated as leucine-rich repeat-containing protein 47. Lineage: Eukaryota; Metazoa; Arthropoda; Insecta; Hymenoptera; Apidae. The record is from RefSeq and is a predicted model, not a curated record. Gene Ontology annotation, molecular function: RNA binding; protein binding; phenylalanine-tRNA ligase activity. The coding region runs from base 105 to 1700 and encodes 531 amino acids. The transcript has 4 exons.